CGUCUAUAUACAACGCUCGGCUAUCUCUCAACUCUCUAUUUAGUGAUUAUCAGCAGCUCAUCAGCUCUUUACGAUUAUCAGCAGCUGACGAACUUCUGGUCGAACAAGCACUAGGACAUUCUCGAGCUCACGUUCUUUUAGGACAUUCAAUAGCAAAGCUCAAUGGCAGCUAUGAUAGCCUGUUCCACCGUUGCCGCAGCCGGACUCAGGAGUGCACCUCUCUCGCCCAGUUUGAAGAGGUCUACUGCUUCGACUCCCGUCUUCAAGAUUGUGAGGGCACCGAUGUUGGCGAGGAGACUGGGAUCAAUCAGAUGCGAAGGUGUCAGGGAGGCCGUCGAUAAGGCCACGAAGAAGGAGAUCACCAAGGACGAGAUUCUGCAGAACCAGGAGGAGAACGAGUCCGAGAAGCAAUCCGUGUUCGGUGCCAAGCCCACAUCCGGCUCCUUUUACCCUCGCCCCGAGGUCGAAAGGCGACCGGAGACCGGCGACAAAAGCAUCGGCAGCAUCUUCGCAUUCGAUGGCGCCGCGCCUGAAACCAUUAACGGCCGACUGGCGAUGCUCGGGAUCGUAUGGGCAGCCGUCGCCGAGAAGAUGAGCGGUCUGACAGUGUACGAUCAGCUGUACACCCAAGGGGCCGGUCUGGUGUUCUAUGUGACGUUGGUGCCACUGAUCGCCUACGCGUCCAUCGUGCCCAUGCUGAACGGCGAGUCGACAGAUGCUCGGAGCUUCGGGCCGUUCACGGCCAGAGCCGAGCGCUGGAACGGGCGCCUGGCCAUGCUCGGCUUCUUGUCUCUGCUGCUCACGGAAAGCUUCAUCCACGCACCAGUUUUCGGAACCUUCUUCUAGAUACCCACAAAAUUUGAGGCAGCAAUCUUGUGUAUUACCGUAGAGCAGAUGGUUGUAUAGUAAUAGAUUGUACAUUACCAAUCUUCAGAUUAGUUGUAGUAAAUUCGAGCUCCUUAAGCCGAUUGAUUGAUCUAUAAUAUUGAGCCGUGCAUUAUACAGCACACCUGAAUAAUAACGAAGCUUGCAAAAUGCACGCUUUUUCAUUCGUACUGUUAAAUUCUAGAGAUGUAGAAGG
Molecule: messenger RNA, 1081 nt
Organism: Marchantia polymorpha subsp. ruderalis
Lineage: Eukaryota; Viridiplantae; Streptophyta; Marchantiopsida; Marchantiales; Marchantiaceae
Source: the annotation of a GenBank genome assembly